CUACGCUUAUUUGCUCGAUGAUUAUGGUAACGCGAGAUGGAAAUAAUUAAGUACGUUUCAUAGUCAUAUGUUUUCUGUCAUGAGAGAGUUGCUGUCAAAUUUCGUGUCGUUCGUGAACAUCCUGUGAGUGCGAGGCAAAAAUAAUAGACAAAGUAGCCGAGACACGACCGUGUCAAGGCUGCGCAACGUGUACAACCGUAAACCGCGUUACCGUAUCCGCAUUUACCUCGCGUUACGACGGGAAUGUAACCUAUCUCUUUUAGAACGUCCACGAAUUCACUUUUUUUAAUUGAUUAACAUACGCGGUAACGCUUUUUUUUUACCGGAACCACGGAGUUUCGUUUUGUCCUCGAGACGCGCGUUCUGUACACGCAACACGUUAACUUGACAAGAACUCAAGGUAGAAAUUGGCAAGGAUCGUUUGAAAGAGGCUGUACAGAGGUACAGCAACAGUUGAGAGCCAAGAAUUCGUUUGACCAGCACUGCGAUUAACAUGAAUAGGAUAAACAGCGCGACUGCCAGACUGAAGCAAGAUUACUUGCGCCUAAAGAAAGACCCUGUACCAUACGUUGUCGCGGAGCCAGUUCCUUCCAAUAUAUUAGAAUGGCAUUAUGUGGUCAAGGGUCCAGAGAAAACUCCUUACGAGGGGGGAUUCUAUCAUGGGAAACUUAUAUUUCCAGGAGAAUUCCCAUUCCAGCCACCUAGCAUUUACAUGACUACUCCAAAUGGCCGAUUCAAAGUCAACACAAGACUAUGCUUGUCAAUUUCCGAUUUCCAUCCAGACACGUGGAAUCCUGCGUGGAGUGUGUCCACCAUUCUCACAGGAUUACUCUCUUUCAUGAUUGAGAACAGUCCUACGAUGGGAAGCAUCAACACGUCGGAUUAUGAGAAGAAAAUAUUCGCUGCUCAGAGCCUGGAGUACAAUCUGAAGAACAAAAUGUUCUGCGAACUGUUCCCAGAAACUGUUGAGGUAAUAAAGGCCGAGUUGGCGCACAGAAAAGAACUGGAAAAACAGGCGAGGCAUCAAUCGACGGCCGCCGAGGUUUCGUCGAUGCUGCGCGACCAAUUUCAAAGGGAUCAAACCCCGUUGUACAGUGCCCUGACGAAUCUCGUUUUCAUCAUCGGAUUCGCGGCGUUCGCUUACACGGUGAAAUACGUACUAUGGAGCGUCGCCAUGGAAUAAGUGAAAAGGACUACCAAACGAAUGCACAACUGUGCGCGUUCUACUUUUAUUCGUUAGAAAGAGAGAGAAGCGAAGAAGAUUAAUGUUGUGAUAACGACGCGUGCAAGGUGUUUAGAAACUCGAUCGGGUACGAACACGUCUGAAUCUUACAAACACGCGGUACUACUUCUCCUGGUUUCCGAGUUCACACACACGAACGUUUGAUAGAUUUUUUAUAUCAAAGUUACCUAUAAAACACGAGUUGUACUAUACGUAUAUAUGUAUAUAUACACAGACACACACAUUCGAAAAUUUUCAACGCGUUCACAACUCCGAGGAGUUCUAUCCACGAACGAACGAAGUAUAUCGUUUAUUUCCUUCUUUUGAAGAAAACAAUCGAUCUUUUUGAAUGGUUUACGACGCUGUUGAUUGAUUUUUUCGAUUGACCUCGGUCGAGUUCCGUUAUGCGAUUUUUCCAAAGUAUGUAGUUCGACAGGGUGGACUAUAAUUAUAUUUAACGACUAUUUGUAGAAUAACUGAGAGAAAGUGCGGGAGAGAAAGAGAGAGAGUGAGUGGAACAAGUAGAGUAAUUAAAAGAAACAAUAAAAAAUCGUAGGGGCUUCCCAUCGGUGAAAGCGACGAGCGCGAACCUACGGCUUUCGUGUUACGAUAAUUUAAUUAUUUUUUUUCUCGCGUCGUCGGACUUUGAUCAGGAAAGAGUAAAACUUCCCGAAGUGUAGCCUGCCUCUGCGAUGUGCCAAUGAAAAACCAAGUCGAAAUUUUUAACGCGGGUCGGACUAAGCUUGGUAGGACGAAAUUCGUGACGAUUUGUAAAUACGUGUAGCGAAUUAUUAAUACGUAUGUAAUAUCAGUGAAUAACAUAAAAAAAGACAAAAAAAAAUAAUGCUUACAGAUCGGUGUCAGUAUUCGUUGUUCUGGAUCGUUCGAAAUGUUCACUCUUCUGGAUGUCGAUCACUUAGCUGGGCACGUACAUCAAUCGGUCGCAAUAAAAGAAGAGCAAGAAACGAAAUUGUAACUCGCGAUGCGAGAAAUUUAACGUGUACAGACGUCAGUGUUAACGAGUACAGAACUGAUGUAUAAUCGGUUUUAUGUUAACGAUUAACCGCGUCGGUUUUUAUUUAUUAAUUAAAAGUAAUACCAUUUUUGUAUGCAAAGCAAA
Molecule: messenger RNA, 2342 nt
Organism: Ceratina calcarata
Lineage: Eukaryota; Metazoa; Arthropoda; Insecta; Hymenoptera; Apidae
Product: ubiquitin-conjugating enzyme E2 J2
Exons: 4
Coding region: 494-1183 (229 amino acids)
Source: RefSeq, a predicted model, not a curated record